AUGGCAAACUCGAAGCGACCUCUGGAGGAGUCGUAUGCCGGACAAAACACUUCUCAGAUCGCGAAAGCCGCUAAGACGGCCCAUGUUCAAGGAGCUGAAACGGAGAAUCAACCUCAAGAUGUUGUCCAGCACAUUGCAUCUUACAUCCCAUAUACCCGCGGCCACCACCCAUCACUAGAUGUGCUUGAUCCAAAUAGACAAACGACCCCAUAUAUUGCACCUCGUUAUCCGAGCCCAGCCUGGCGGGCUCCGGAUUUGCUCCCACAGGCUUCCCAGCCAAGACAUAUGCCUUACGAGUCACUAACCGCACAGUCCUAUCCUCGACCUGCAGAGCGCAAUAGACCUGCAUGGCCAUCUGCCCCCACCAAUCUUGGGGGGAGGCUGCCUCCGGGUGGCCCGAACGGACCACUCUCUGGGCUGUACGAGGUUUUGCGCCAACAGCAAGAUCGGUGGCAGUCUCCAAUUGCGACAUUACCUCAGCCACCCUCGGUGUGGCAGGACCCAGACCGCGAAAGUGAUGGCUUGAAGUCGAAGCCUGGCGUGAUCAACGAGACUCUCGUCCAAGAUAUUCGCGAAGCUAUGCAAAAAAAGGAUGGUGAGGUCUUUGUCACGGUUCUCAUCGGCAACGAUGAGAGGUGGGUUGGCUCACAUCUGGUCUCGAUAAACCACUCUUUUGAGGGCGCGGUCGAUGCUGCUCGGAACACAGCGAAUGACCAGGGCUGGGAUGACGACUGCUGCAUAGAGAACGCCAGCGAUACCUCCAACCGGAUCAAUGACAAGUUCAUCUCUAAACACGCCGAGCUAGGCAAUGACGUCGUCAUCCUCGAUUUUCCUGACGAUGAAGUGUAUGAAGACUACGGUGGGGUUAUACGCAUCAACCUUGAAAAAAUCAAGCAGUGA
Molecule: messenger RNA, 900 nt
Organism: Cyphellophora europaea CBS 101466
Lineage: Eukaryota; Fungi; Ascomycota; Eurotiomycetes; Chaetothyriales; Cyphellophoraceae
Exons: 1
Coding region: 1-900 (299 amino acids)
Source: RefSeq, a predicted model, not a curated record